Cynocephalus volans (Philippine flying lemur) is the source of this 4262-nucleotide messenger RNA. It is a transcript of the gene GAB1, whose product is annotated as GRB2 associated binding protein 1. Gene Ontology annotation, cellular component: cytoplasm. Gene Ontology annotation, molecular function: signaling adaptor activity. The record is from RefSeq and is a predicted model, not a curated record. The transcript is spliced from 12 exons. Lineage: Eukaryota; Metazoa; Chordata; Mammalia; Dermoptera; Cynocephalidae. The coding region runs from base 76 to 2331 and encodes 751 amino acids. Gene Ontology annotation, biological process: signal transduction.
GCAGUCGUCGGCUGUGUCGGGAGCGCGCCCGCCCGCCCCUCAGCGGCCCGGCCCGGAGCCCGAGAGGCGCGCACCAUGAGUGGCGGCGAAGUGGUCUGCUCGGGAUGGCUCCGCAAGUCUCCCCCGGAGAAAAAGUUGAAGCGUUAUGCAUGGAAGAGGAGAUGGUUUGUGUUACGCAGUGGCCGUUUAACUGGAGAUCCAGAUGUCUUGGAAUAUUACAAAAAUGAUCAUGCCAAGAAGCCCAUACGAAUCAUUGAUUUAAAUCUAUGUCAGCAAGUCGAUGCUGGAUUGACAUUUAACAAAAAAGAGUUUGAAAACAGCUAUAUUUUUGAUAUCAACACUAUUGACCGGAUUUUCUACUUGGUAGCAGACAGUGAAGAGGAGAUGAAUAAGUGGGUGCGCUGUAUUUGUGACAUCUGUGGGUUUAAUCCUACAGAAGAAGAUCCUGUGAAGCCACCUGGCAGCUCCUUACAAGCCCCAGCUGAUUUACCUUUAGCUAUAAAUGCAGCCCCACCAUCCACCCAGGUGGAUUUAUCCUCUGCUGCUCUACCUCCUCCCUAUCAGCUACUCAACCCUCCACCACACCUGGAAACUCUUGGUAUCCAAGAGGAUCCUCAAGACUACCUCUUGCUAAUCAACUGUCAAAGCAAGAAGCCUGAACCCACCAGCCAAGGGUCAUCUUUUGUUUCUGAAGAAGGAGAGGAAUACCUACUACUAGAAGAUUUUGAAAGCAAAACGAUUCCAUUGCAAACGCAUGCUGAUUCUGCAAAAUCCACCUCUUCUGAAACAGACUGCAAUGAUAAUGUCCCUUCUCAUAAAAAUCCUGCUUCCUCCCAGAGCAAACAUGGAGUGAAUGGCUUUUUUCAGCAGCAGAUGAUGUACGACUCUCCACCUUCACGUGCUGCAUCUGUUUCUGUAGACUCCAGCCUUUAUAACCUGCCCAGGAGUUAUUCCCACGAUGUUCUACCAAAGGUGUCUCCAUCAAGUACUGAAGCAGAUGGAGAACUCUAUGUUUUUAAUACCCCAUCUGGGACGUCAAAUGUAGAGACUCAAAUGAGGCAUGUAUCUAUUAGUUAUGACAUUCCUCCAACACCUGGUAAUACUUAUCAGAUUCCACGAACAUUUCCAGAAGGAACCUUGGGACAGACGUCAAAGCUAGACAGUAUUCCAGAUAUUCCUCCACCUCGGCCACCGAAACCACAUUCAGCCCAUGACCGAUCUCCUGUGGAAACGUGUAGUAUCCCACGCACGGCCUCAGACACUGACAGUAGUUACUGUAUCCCUACAGCAGGGAUGCCGCCAUCACGUAGUAAUACCGUUUCCACUGUGGAUUUGAACAAAUUGCGAAAAGAUGCUAGUUCUCAAGACUGCUAUGAUAUUCCACGAACAUUUCCAAGUGAUAGAUCUAGUUCACUUGAAGGCUUCCAUAACCACUUUAAAAUCAAAAAUGUGUUGACAGUGGGAAGUGUAUCAAGUGAAGAACUGGAUGAAAAUUACGUCCCAAUGAAUCCAAACUCGCCACCACGACAACAUUCCAGCAGUUUUACAGAACCAAUUCAGGAAGCAAAUUAUGUGCCAAUGACUCCAGGGACAUUUGAUUUCUCUUCAUUUGGAAUGCAAGUUCCUCCUCCUGCUCAUAUGGGCUUCAGGUCCAGCCCAAAGACCCCUCCCAGAAGGCCUGUUCCUGUUGCAGACUGUGAACCACCCCCUGUGGAUAGGAACCUCAAGCCAGACAGAAAAGGUCAAAGUCCUAAAAUUUUAAGACCCAAACCCCAUGGUUUAGAGCGAACUGAUUCACAAACCAUAGGUGACUUUGCUACAAGAAGAAAGGCCAAGCCAGCACCUUUAGAAAUAAAACCUUUACCAGAAUGGGAAGAAUUACAAGCCCCAGUUAGAUCUCCCAUCACUCGGAGUUUUGCUAGAGACUCCUCUAGGUUUCCCAUGUCCCCCCGACCGGAUUCAGUGCAUAGCACAACUUCAAGCAGUGACUCACACGACAGUGAAGAGAAUUAUGUUCCCAUGAACCCAAACCUGCCCAGUGAAGAGCCAAAUCUUUUUGGCAGUAAUAGUCUUGAUGGAGGGAGCAGUCCUAUGAUCAAGCCCAAAGGAGACAAACAAGUGGAAUACCUAGAUCUAGAUUUAGAUUCUGGGAAAUCCACACCACCACGUAAACAAAAGAGCAGUGGCUCGGGCAGCAGUGUAGCAGAUGAGAGAGUGGAUUAUGUUGUGGUGGACCAACAGAAGACCCUGGCUCUAAAAAGCACCCGGGAAGCCUGGACAGACGGGAGACAGUCCACAGAAUCUGAAACACCAACCAAGAGUGUGAAAUGAAAAUACUGCUUUGCCGUUUCUGAGCAAAAGAGAACUGAAUUGUAAAGAUAAAUGCUAUUUGAAGGUGACUUGACACUUCUACUCUAGGUAGAUCCUCAGAUGAGUAGAGUUGAAGUCAAAGGACCUUUCAGACAUAAUCAAGCAAUUUAGACUGUAAAUGGUGCUUUAUGGUAUCAGAACAAGUCCUAACAUGUAAAUAAUGUGGGAAAAUAGUAUUGUUUAGCUCCCAAAGAAACAUUUGUUCCAUAGUUAACACACUUAUAGUAUUACUGUAUUUAUGCACUUUUUCGUUUAAAACAUCAGUUUUGGUAUUCCCAAUGUACCUUAACAUAAUUCCUUUGGGAGUUCCUGUUUUUCCUCACACUACUCUGUAUAACAAUACUAAGUUAACUAAGCUACUUUUAGAUUUGGAAAUUGCUGUUUAAACUAUAGUCUAACAACAUUAAAAUGAGAAGUAAGUUAACAAGUUAGCUUCCUAUCUGAAAUUUCAGGUGUUAACCAUUAUCUUAAACUACAGAGUAUAUAUAGUUGGACUCAUCAUUCAUUGCCUUCCAGAAUGCUGAGGAUAAUGUAUGAACGGGUGUCAGGACCUAGUUCUCUGGUUCAUGUACGUUUAGUUCUCUGGUUCAAGUACGUUUUAAUGGGGGACUUUGUGAUAUUUUGUUAAUUACAGUGUUUCGGGUUCAUUGAGUGAAGAUUCUGCCGGGUGGGAUCUUACACCUUUAGAUAAUGACACUCUCAAGUAAGCCUGCAAAUCAUUGAUGGCAUGCAGUGAUGAUGUGCUCUUCACUUGUUAAUAUGUAUUAAAUGUUAUUUGCAAAAGGUAGAUUAUAUAACUAAUCAGGUACGUACCGGGCACUGAUGUGCUGAUACACUGAUCAGGUUUAGACAAUGAGUUUUAGUUGUAUUCUUGUUAGUCCUAAAAUUGGUUUCCAGUUUGGAAUUACUGAAACAGUUGACAUUCACUGUUAGUUAUAGCAACAUACUGUGAUUUUUAAUUAGACAGUAAUUCAGAUUUAUUAAUCUAAGAAUGAAAUUCUAUCUUUUGACCACCAUAGUGCCCUAUGAUUUUUUUUUUCUACUUAAUAUUCUUUUUGGCCUUAUAUUUAAAACCCUAUGCAAUUAAUAUUUUAUAUCUGCAUUUUUUUUUUUAAAGUAGAUGAUAUACAAGUGAUUCUCAUGUAGCACCUGUUGCUUUUUCAGUAAAAGAAUUAAGGAUUUUGUACUGUGAUUUAUAUUCAGUGCCCCAAUUUAAGAAAUAUUGGAGCCUUGCUAUAAUGUGAAAUCUUAUAGUCAUGGACCCCUUUCAACUAGAUUUCUGAAACCACCAGAGGAAUGGUAUAAUUCUGUCUCACCUAUAACCUGGUCCUGUGACAUGGAUAUCAAGACCACAAAUUAUAGUGAGGCUACAAUUAUAUUCAUUUGUCUUAGCUUUGCAACAUAAUUUAGAAAGCAGGUAUAGUUAUUUGUUUUUUAACUAUUUACAUAAAAUCUUUUAUGUAUUGAUUUGAGAUUUACUAACAGCUUUUGGAGGGGGCUUAAAGAUAGGAGUGCCCACAGCGAAGGCAUGAUUCCCUCCGUUCAGACCUCUGUUUCCUGAGUACACAGAUGUGCCCUGAUUUCUGGCCUGUUACACACAGUACUGUCCUAAUCAAUGUAAUAGGUUUAUUUCCAUGGUCCACAGACUAAAAAUGUUCGUGACAAGAUGAAUUGUAGACUAGUAGCUAUUUGAUGCUUUCAAGUGUUUGCUUCUUUUUAAACAAAAACUAAAACCCAGAAGUGAAUUUUGAGGUGGUUUUUAAAUAAAAAGAUUGUUUCGGUUUGGUGUGCAAGCUGUUUUAUAAUGAAACCACAAAAUCUAAAAUCAUUGAAAUGUGCCUAAACUAUCAAAACACACAACACAGUUAUCUGGAGGAUGAACAUAUUUUGAA